Molecule: messenger RNA, 6048 nt
Organism: Uloborus diversus
Lineage: Eukaryota; Metazoa; Arthropoda; Arachnida; Araneae; Uloboridae
Product: probable sodium/potassium/calcium exchanger CG1090
Exons: 10
Coding region: 281-1885 (534 amino acids)
Biological process (GO): calcium ion transmembrane transport; intracellular calcium ion homeostasis
Cellular component (GO): membrane
Molecular function (GO): calcium, potassium:sodium antiporter activity; calcium channel activity
Source: RefSeq, a predicted model, not a curated record
ACUACAUUUAAAGCAAUGAAUGGACUAUGUGACCCUAAGUCCACCAAUCACAUAGACAUUAGUUUGAGAAACUUCAAACUACAACAAGUAUUGGGUUUCUUGACUGUUCAAAAAAAAAAAAAAAAAAAAAAAAAACAGCAACAGCAAUCUUUUUAUACUGUCACUAUAAACCCAAUUGUGUGAAGUAGAAAAGGAAAUUCUUAAGGCUGAUUAUAUAUCGGACUCGCUUAUUAGCCGCAUAUAUUCUUCCACUGUGCUCUUUAUUGCAUUUUAUUUUAUUAUGUAUUUGUAUUUAUUUCUAGCAAUCAUGGCCAAACGACGAAGGGAACUUGUUGCCUCCUUAGUAUGUCUGUACCUGUGUUGCAUCCUUGUCUUUUACUUAUACUCUGCACUUUUCCCGUGGGCCUCUACAAGCUUAUCUACACUUGCAGACACAGAUGAAGAAUCAAAAACUUUAUAUUUACAUAGGAAACUUCUUAGCCUUCACAAGUCACACGCAAGUUCUGUUGAUGAAAAAUCAAACUGCACACCUCCUGACAUUGAACAGUUUCCUAAACCUUUCAUGAACUAUGGUGUCAGGAGAAAUGGAGGUCUCAUAGUGCACAUAUUUGUAUCAUUAUACAUGUUUUUAGGUCUUUCAAUAAUUUGCGAUGAAUAUUUUGUGCCUUCGCUAGAAAAAAUGUGUAAAUUGCUCAAUAUACAAUCAGAUGUUGCUGGUGCUACAUUCAUGGCUGCUGGUAGUUCAGCUCCUGAAUUAGCAACUGCUGUUAUUGCAGUUUUUAUUGCCAAGGAUGACAUUGGCAUUGGAACUGUUGUUGGCUCAGCAGUUUACAACAUAGCAUUUGUUAUUGGCAUUUGUGGAUUGUUUGCUGGCCGAGAUAUUUACUUGAAGUGGUGGCCAAUGUUUAGAGACUGUGUUUUCUACUUAAUAAGCAUUUUAGCUCUCCUAUUUGCAUUACGUGAUGAAAACGUGACUUGGGUCGAAUCUGUGCUUUUUCUAUCAUUAUAUACCUUGUAUAUAUUGUUCAUGUUCAUUAAUCGCCGCGUUGAAGAGUGGUUGACUGGUUUUAAAUGUUUCGCUCGAUUUGGGUGCCGCUUAACUGAGCCUGUCAUUGGUGUAUCCUAUCAUCCCCUUCCAAACAUGGCGCAAGCUUGUCUUGAAAAUGGUACUUCUGAUAAAACAUUCCAUGGCAGCAAUUCUGAUUUCCUUUCCACAACUGAAUCUCCAACUCAUAGCGACGAUGAAGAAAAUUCUGUAUUUUCAGCUCCAACUGGAGUAGUUCGCAAAUCCUUGUGGAUAGUAUCUCUUCCACUCUUGUUCUUUUGUUAUUUCACAAUUCCAGAUUGUCGCAGAUCAAGAUGGGAGAAAUGGUUUUUCGCAACGUUUUUGUCAGCUUGUGUUUGGAUUAGUGUUUUAUCAUACAUACUGGUGUGGAUGAUAACUAUUAUAGGUUAUACACUUCAUAUACGAGAUACAAUCAUGGGUUUAACAUUCCUCGCAGCUGGUGCAAGCAUUCCAGAUGCCAUUUCUAGUCUUAUUGUUGCCAGAGAUGGGCUUGGUGAUAUGGCAGUUUCGAAUGCUGUAGGAAGCAAUGUUUUUGAUAUUCUUCUUUGUCUUGGCUUGCCAUGGUUUUUGCAAACUGUUGUUGUUGAACCAGGAUCUACCAUUCCUGUUAGAAGCAAAGGCCUCACAUAUUCAACAUUGACUUUGCUGUUAACAGUAGUGUUCCUCUUGUUUGCAACUCAUCUGAACAACUGGAAAUUGGACAAAAGAUAUGGAGUCAUUCUUUUAGCUUGGUAUUUACUUUUUAUGGUCGUUGCAACAAUUUAUGAGAGCAGCUGGUUUGGAAAUUUAACUCUGCCAACGUGUCCAAGCGAUUUUUAAAUUUGUACUUUCAUUAAUUUUAUACAGUAUUGUAUAUGCAAGUCCAAUCAGAUGCAUGCAAAUGUGCCUUAUUUCUGAAAUUUAUUGUGAUAACUGUUUUUCCGCUCAUGAAUUGCCUUGCCUCUUUUGCAAAAUAUGCAGAAUUCUGCUCAAUCUAUUCAAUCUCUUGUAUUUUGGUAAAAUGGGGGAUGACAUUUUGACUAUUGAUCAAUUACUAAAAUGUCUCACUAAAAAAUUCAUUUGAUGGAUGCACAUUUUAACUUCAUCGUGUAAUGCUUACCUUGUACAUAAUGGUAUUUGGAUCAUUAAGUUAUUGAGAAUCAGUUUCUGAAAUAAGGUGCAGUAAAACCUGUAAAGUUGACCACCUCUCUAAGCUGACCGCUUAUUUCAUGUACAGAAUUAGGCGUAUAUCAUGUAAAUCAACUUCUGUAAGUUGACCACCUGUUUAAGUUCAGCACUGAAGUAAAGCACCGCAAGUGAUCAACUGACACAGGUUUCACUGUAUCUUUGAAAAAAAAAAAUGUUAACAUGUUUUAUUUCUAGACUAUGUGCCUGAAAAUAGAGAAAGUUUAGUUACAUGUGAGAUACUUAAUUUUGCUUGCAUUUGGAGUCAAUUUAAAAAAAUUUAAGUCAUACUUCAGUAUACGGUAAAUUUCCGAUUAUCCGUAAGUCAAUCAACUAUCAGGAACAUGCAGUUUCCCAGCAAAAAGCAAAUACCAAUGGCUGUUUUUUUUUUCUCUCGAAAAAUGGUAAAUUUAAACUCUGUUGUUUUUGUUUUAUUUAUGUAUUUGCUUACAUAUAUAUAUAUAUAUAUAUAUAUAUAUAUAUAUAUAUAUAUGCAGAGUGCUGGUCAAAUUAUUAGACUAAGACUGUUUUAAAAGCAAAUUCUUUAUUGAUUACUUAACUAUAGACACAUUAACGAACAGUGAAAUAAUUAUCUAAUAUUUAGUAUGCAUUCCCUUGUUCUUGAUGAGCAUUUUAGGUCUUUUUGGCAUUCUUUUCACAAGGUUUACACCAUUUCUUAACUUUUUAAAAAAGGAGGUAAAAAAUUGUUUAUACUCGCUACUAUAUUUACUCACAUGCACAUACUCACUAAUUACCUAAAACUAACUUUAAAUAUAACAGAACACACUAAUAAAACGAAUUAGUGAACUGUUUAAGCUGAUUGAGGUUAUGUUCCUGGUAGGUAGAUAAACAAAGAACAUAAACAAAGCAGACAGUGCUGCCACCCGCAAACAUUAAAUUAUGCUAAAAUAACGUAAAUAACGUAAUAAUCAGUGUACGGUAUGUGCUGUACUUUUGCAGUAAAAUAAAUAGUAUUUUAGUACAAAUACUGUACAAAAAAAAACUCUUUAAUCUAAUAAUUUGGCCAGCACUGUAUAUAUAUAUAGAUUUUUUUUCUUCAUCGUACAUACACUUGUUUUGAUGUUAAGUUCUGUUGUGCAAAAAUACAAAAAAAAAAUUUACUGUACUCUUUUUCAAUGGUUGCAGAAAGUAUCACACAUCAAUACAGCCAAAUUUUUGAAGAAGGUCAAUGUUUACCAUUUUUGUCCCUCAUUUUAGGCUUUUUGUGCUUGAUCCGCCAUUUUUGUUAUCCACGGCACUUGUCCACCCAAUUCCGCUGAUAAUCGGGAGUUUACUGUAUAGACUUUACUAGUUGUAAAACUUCCCAAACAUAACUCAAGUUUGGGAAUGCUUGAAGUCACGGUAAAAACACUAAAUUUUGAAAUAGAGUUAGAAAGUUCAGAAAUUUUAUAAACUAUGCUUCCAAGUAAGGUUGAAGAGAGAGAGAAAUAUAUAUGGAAUUUUCAAAUUAGAUAUGAAAGAAAUAAACUAUCUAAACUGAAGAAUGUAGCCAAGUUUAGUUAGGCAUGUUUACUAUCUUAUAAGGUUUCUGUGUCUCACAGUUUUGAAUAAAAUUUUUUUAUUCAAUUUAGAAAAAAUGGCGAUGUCUCAAUGUCUAACUGGCAAUGUCACAAGUUCUUUCAAUCAACCUUGUAAUUAAAUGAAAAAAAAAACAUAUAUACUUACUAUUUCCAGUAUUAUCAAAUGUAUUAGGAUUUUUAAGAUAUUUCUUUCAUUUAGUCUUUUGUUUUCUUAAAUGACGAGUUUGCUUGUUUAAAAGCAUGAACUGGCAGAAUUUAGGUCUCUUAGGUCUGAGGUAUAUUUCUUUCGGUAUUAUUUUCUCUUUUUUUACUAUUAAAUAAAUUAAUUGUGUGAUAAAACAUUGAGAAUGCAAAGAUUUUACACUAAUGUUUUUUUAAAUAAACAAAAACCAAAAAAAAAAAAAUCAAAUGGAAAUUACGCCACUCAAUUCUUUUGUAUUUAAUACUGUUUUUGUUACAAUUCUGCUUUAAGGUAUUUGAAUUUAAUGAAUUAUAUUGAAUGAAAGAUAGCUUAAUAAUGUGCUAAUGUACCUGCUAGUAGACAAUUAUAUGAUGCUAAUCAAUACAUUUAGUGAUUAAACUUUGUACAAAUAUUCAAAUUAUAAAAAGAAAAAAACUAUAAUCUAUUUAAAUUAAUUUUUCUAUUGAGAUGCAUUUUUCCUUCAUUCAUGCUGUCCUAAUUCUCUCUCUGUAUAUAUUUUUUCUUUUCUAUGUUCCCAAGUUUAAUGGAAAAUUCUGUCUUAAGUCAUAUUUCCAUAUCUUUAGCUCAACACUUUUUACAGAAAUUUGAUAAAUUCCAUGCAGCUUCAUUGUGUCUUCCAAUUUUUUGAUUAAUAGUUACGUAUUCAUCUAUUUAACAUUCAAAAUUUUUAUUCAGCUACUCUUUUUUUUUUUUUUUUUGGAUGAAACUUUAUUAUUAGAACUGUGAGUACAGUUUUUCUCUUGGCCAUUGCUUUUCAUUAUCAGGAAAAGUAUUGGAAAAGUUACAAUUUAAUUUCCCGUUAUUUGCGACUGAACACUUUGUCAUUAUGAAAACGUCAUUUUGUGACGUGAAUACGAACUGAUAUUCAUAAGUUGCUGCUAUUUGUUAAUGACUUAUAAACCAUGUUUCAUGACCAUCAAUGCGACCAGAACUUUUACAUGACCAUCAUCAGGUAACUUUUACAUUCCAUUUUAAUCACUGUUUUGUUAGGGGAUGAGAAGGGAAUUGCCUCAUGUUUUACCCCCAGUUGAUCAAAUAGUAUUUAACUUUGAAAUUUAUUCGUAUUUUAAAUGAAAAGCUAACCAAAUUUCGAUUCUACCCAUGAUUUUUUUUUAAAUAAAGAUUAUUGUAUUUGCAAGAUGUUAAAUAGUGUCACAUCUUCAACUACAUUUUUACUUAUACAAUCAUCACACGAAGCAUAUAGAAGGGGGUCAGGGGACUCAAAAGGUUGGAAUAUCCUAUGCUGGUGUAGGGCUCUUGCUGCUGUCAUAAUUUGCCUCCAAGGAAUCAAGUCAGCCUUGCAAAAGUGACAAUUUACGUAACAGUAUUAACUCAAUUUGAUCUAAAUUUGUCUGGUAACAGCUAUUAUUUUUAUUUAUUUUAUCUUUAUUGUAAUUACAAAAUUAGAACUUGUUUUCUAAAAAGUAUUAAAUUAUGUCCAAAAUGAUUUUGUUAUUACAUGUGUGUUUAAAAAGAAAAAAAUAUGCUGUGCUCCUAUUUGUUUUUGCAUAAUUAGUUAUGUUUAAACACAUAUUUGUUAGUUAAAUUUGCAGGUAUGGUUGAACUGUUAACAAAUUUUUAAUCAUUAUUAUGAAAUAAUUUCUUUAUUUUGGCUAGUUAAAAUUAACUAUCUUAUUAAAACACUUCUUUUAUGGUCACUACUUUGCUGUGAUUUAUUAGAACUGUUUGUAGAUCAAAUUUUUUAAACAGUUGUUAACAAAUGUUUGAAAUAUUAACUCAGAACAUUUACAUCCGAUCAAACUAUAACUUAUUAUUUAUUGCUGAAUUUAUUUUCGGAUUUUAUGCUUGGCGAACUCUCAGUAUUUUUGUCUCAAGUGUCUUUGAGCCAUCAUUUUUAGUGUAUAUUUGAAGAAAUGAUAAAUCAACAAAAUAGUGAAAUUUUAAAACGUUAAGAAGAACAGAUGCAAGAUUAAAGACAAAUUAUUGAAAAUUGGGUAGUUCAUUGUGAAAACUCAUUAAAUGUGCAAUGUGAUUGUAAUAUAUGUUGAACUAUCUUCAAAUUUUUGAAUUAUAACUUUCCGCCCACAAAUUCAGUGGGAAGGGUGGUGUUUAUA